UAUAUAUAUAUAUAUAAUAUGCCGCAUGUUUCACUUAUGAUGAAGAUUGGAAACACAAUGCCCGUGGUAAAGUCAGAAUAGGGCAGGAAUAAGAUUAAUUACAAUUCUAAUGAUAAUUAUUUAUAGUGUAUAACAUAAUGCAUGAUCUGUGGAGAUUUCUCUAAACCUGUUUAUGUUUAGCUAGGCAAGAAGUUCAUAACGAAGGUUAUGGGAUAAUUGGUACCAUCGUCGAAGUUUCUCAUCCGCGAGGAGUAUGGGAAACUUUGUGGGUGACAUCGUGAUAUGUGUACUGCUACUACUUUCCAUCAGCAUUAUAUUUGGAACCAGUGAAGUUAUUAAACUGUUCACAAAUAAUGGAGAGGAGGUUCUCAAAGCGUCUACAUAUGGUUGGAUUAUUCGAUUGUGCUUGAAUUUAUUGGGAUAUGCCACUGUAUUAUUGCCAGGUUGCCUUAUAUAUAAAUAUGUACGUUAUACAAAGUAUAUUCAGAGAGGUGGAAAAGGUUGUAUCCCUAGACUGGUGCAUUCAUGCUUUAUGGGAUACUGUGAAACGGGUCUUUUAGAUUCGCCAACUUAUGCUCCUAAUGCACCCACUCAUGUUCAGCGCACUUUUGCUCAAGAUGCCCUGCUCCUGAUGUAUUGUUUUUUUGGAUUGCAAAUUAGUUAUCUAACGUGGGGCUAUUUGCAAGAAAAGAUAAUGACACAGAAAUAUGAAGAUGCUUCUGGUAAUAAAGGGCAAUUUCAAGAUUCGCAAUUUUUAGUAUUUGUAAAUCGCAUUCUUGCCUUCCUGAUGUCCGGAUUAUAUUUACUCAUUCAACGUCAGCCGCAGCAUAAGACACCAUUAUAUAAAUAUGCAUUUUGUUCUCUAUCAAAUAUCAUGAGUAGUUGGUGUCAAUACGAAGCCCUAAAAUACGUCAGUUUUCCAUCACAGGUUCUAGCUAAAGCUUCUAAAAUCAUACCAGUCAUGAUAAUGGGAAAAAUAGUUUCUCAUACAACAUAUGAAUAUUAUGAAUAUGUUACUGCGAUUCUUAUUUCUAUUGGAAUGACACUUUUUAUGUUGGAUAGUUCUGACCAUAAAAAUGAUGGGGCUACAACACUUUCCGGUUUGAUUUUACUUGCAACCUAUUUAUUAUUAGAUAGUUUCACAAGUACCUGGCAAAAUGCACUUUUUGUAGACUAUGGUGUAACUAGUAUACAAAUGAUGUGUGCAGUUAAUAUGUUUUCUUGUUUGCUGACUGCAAUGUCUCUAUUUCAACAAUCAAGUUUUUCGCUGAUAUUUUCUUUCAUGACGACGUAUCCCAGGUUUAUAAUUGAUUGCUUACUGAUUUCAAUAUGCUCAGCAAGCGGUCAGUUGUACAUUUUUUAUACGAUUUCAAAAUUUGGAUCCAUUACGUUCGUCAUUAUGAUGACUAUACGACAGGGUUUGGCAAUACUUCUGUCAUGUUUGAUCUAUCAUCACGCUAUUACUGUUGUUGGAAUAUUCGGCAUAUUAUUGGUAUUUAGUUCAGUAUUUUUACGAAUUUACUGCAAUAAUAGAUUACGCGCGAUCAGAAGACGCCGAGCCGCAGCAAACAAUAUAAAACAUUAAAAAUUGUAUUAUCUAGAGAAGAUUAUAAUUUUAUUUUUAAACUUCUACCAACUAUUUAUUGUAAUUGCCAUAGAUUAAGAUAUAAUUCUAUCAACUAGUAUUGACUGUCUCUCAUAUAAUCAUUUUUAGUGUGUGUGUAUGUGUGUGUGGACGCGCGCGUGUGUGUGCACAUGCACAGUAUGUAAAAUCAAUAUCUCAUUACAUACAUUGCAAAUAUAUUCUCGAUAGUUUUGAGAGUUCUUGAUUGCAUGGAUUUUGAAAAAUAUGUUAUAAGUUUCAUAAUCAAUAUAUAUUAUCUAUGUAACAUGUUUAUGAACAGAUAAAUACUUGAAGAUAUAUGUAAGCUGAAAGAAAUGUUGGCAUUAUAAUAUUA
Molecule: messenger RNA, 1958 nt
Organism: Pogonomyrmex barbatus (red harvester ant)
Lineage: Eukaryota; Metazoa; Arthropoda; Insecta; Hymenoptera; Formicidae
Product: adenosine 3'-phospho 5'-phosphosulfate transporter 1
Biological process (GO): transmembrane transport; 3'-phosphoadenosine 5'-phosphosulfate transport
Cellular component (GO): endoplasmic reticulum membrane; Golgi membrane
Molecular function (GO): 3'-phosphoadenosine 5'-phosphosulfate transmembrane transporter activity
Source: RefSeq, a predicted model, not a curated record